Molecule: messenger RNA, 7884 nt
Organism: Lagopus leucura (white-tailed ptarmigan)
Lineage: Eukaryota; Metazoa; Chordata; Aves; Galliformes; Phasianidae
Product: gonadotropin-releasing hormone II receptor-like
Exons: 7
Coding region: 3984-5111 (375 amino acids)
Biological process (GO): G protein-coupled receptor signaling pathway
Cellular component (GO): membrane
Molecular function (GO): gonadotropin-releasing hormone receptor activity; peptide binding
Source: RefSeq, a predicted model, not a curated record
UCACAGCCCUUAUUGGAGACAACUUUUUUCUUACAUCCAGUGCAAUCUCCCAUUUUAGUUUGAAACCAUUUCUCCUUGUCCUCUCACGUCAGACCCUGAUGAAUUCUGUCCCCUUCUUUUUAUAGCCAGCUUGUAUUGAUAGCAGCUGUUGCUGCAACCCAAUGCAACACCUUGCCCUUGGCUUUGUUGAGCCUCAUGAGGUUCGCCUGGGCGCACAGCUCCAGCUUUCUGCCCUUCUGCCAGGUGGUAUGGGAUCAAUGGGAGUUUCUUACCACAGAUAGCGAUCUGGGGCCGGAGUCCCCACAGCAUUGCAGCAGAGUGACACGCUCUGCCCCACUCUCCUCGCCUUGUCAUCAGGGCUCUUGAAAACAUAGGGUUUGCCUGCAGUGGGAUGAAAGACAGCCUCAUUACUCUUAUUUUUGUUAGUUGCUCUUAAAGGUGCUGGGCUUCCCUAUCUCUAUAGUUGUACCUGAUCUCUUCAGCUGCACUUGGAGCGCCAGGUUCUUCCUGUUGGUCUCUGGUACAGUGAUGGCUGCGGUCGUGUAUUUGGCUUUCUUUAUUUUGAGGGUGUUGCUGCCAUCGGGACAGACCCCAGGAAUCCUAAACGUGCCCUUAUUGUCAGCUGUCGUCAACAGCUUGAGAUUGUUGGCUUGCAGGUAGACCCGGGCGUUGUCUGCGGGUGAACCAUCCUCCAAGGAGACCUUCCCAUGCAGGGUCACAUCCUCGCACAUGCAUGCAUCGCAGUCGGCGUUCACGCGGCCCAUGGGGCAGGUGAUGUUGCAGCCUGGGGUAAGGCAGGUAGGUAAGGAAGCAGCCUGAUGCCCUGCCACGCUCCUAGCAUGGCCUCACGCCUGCUUUCCAUUUAGAUGCAAUAGGGCAGAUACCGCAUAAGGAAUAGAUUGUAUCCAAAAUGUAUUUCCAGAGAUUAUCAGCAGCUGUGUAUUAGAAACGUGGGGCUGAUGGAGUGCUGAGCCUCGUAAUUAGGAGAAAGCACCCACAUGGAUGUAAUUACAGCUAGCAACUUUUCAUUACCAUCCCCAAAGGGCUGAAUUUCAGGGAAGCUUGAAUCCCAAUCUGCAUGUGAGCUGAACCCUGGCAAAAUCACAAAUCCAAAUGCCUUCAGCUUUGUAGAUUCCUGUUGCCAGCCCAUGCCCAAAUGCCAUGGCAUUGGUUUGUCUUAAAAGCCGCCUCUCUUAGCAGCAUCCUGGCUUGCAUAGGACAUAGGCUAGGUCCUAAUAGCCUAACUGUUGAAUAAGCAUGAUCUGAUGAAUCCAACAAAUAGUCUCCCAAAGAGUGAUUCUGUGAUGUUUUCUUACCUAUAGCAGUUAAUCUUACAUAUCCCUGUUUCUUUCCAUUUACAAGGGCACUCCCUUUACAAUCACAGAGCCUCCACCUACAGCAGCUGUGUGAUAAUCUAUUUAUUUGCAGCAAUAAAAAGAAGAACCCGGAGAAAACCCUAUAACAACUUUCCUGGAGAAAACACAGACUGUUUUUCAGAGUGAUUUGUUUAAAAGGGGAGUAUAACUGUAAUACAGUGAAUUACAAGCUGCUGUAACGUCUUCCUGGGGCUGGCUGCAGGCAGCUCUCAGAACUUUGGCAAGGAGGAGAACUGAGGUAACGUGACUAUGAGGGGAGUGAAAAAACGUAACCAAGGUUAUGUGAGCACCUGAGCAGACGUGUCCGAUGCAGAGCCGCCCUUCCUCCAUGACUUCAUUGCAGUGCACGCCCCAGAGGCGAUCCGCCAGGCAGGAUCGGGUCCGCUUCUGCACACCAGUUUGGCCACACGUUCCUGAGCACUCACUCCAUUUUGACCACGGAGACAAGAACUUUCUGGGAUCUUGCACCAGAACAGCUUGAAUGACAUCAUUGGUGUGUUAGUGAGACACACAUUCAACGCAGGGCUGCCCCAAAGCAAGCAGUUUCCAUACAGCUUCUACGUGGCUCGGGCAUGAGUUUGUAUUUGGAUAUUAUGCACCACAAACUCAAAGCAUGUUGAGGGAGCUGGAAAACAAAGCAUGUGAAGGUGCCUCAAUGCUUCAAACAUCAUUGCCUGAAUUUGGGAUGAUUAAGAUCAGGUCAAGGCAGGGAGGGUGGCAGCUGAUUGAUGCUGGCAAAGCACUGUCAGGAUUUCAUGAACUGGAGCAUCAAGCCAAGAGCUGCUCUUUGGCAACAUCUGGAUAACCCACAGUGCCUUCUGGGAAUGGAUUUGCAAAUGGCAACCCCCAAAAAAGCAGCACCAUGUCCUCCCCAGGAGGGAAAGAGGAUGCCAUGGUGAGUUCUGUGGCUCAGCUCCAUCCUGUGGAUACAGCUUUUCCCGUAAGAAACAUCAGAUUUGGGUCCAAACACCCUGGGGAGCUUGAGAGAGAGAAGGGCGUUUGAUGCACGCGGCCAGCAGGAAGAGACAGGAGGUGAUGGAAGCAGAGAGUAAAAAUAGGAUGGAUGAAAGAGGGCACGGAAGACGAGGAGGAGGUGAGCCACUAAAACCCAUCCAAAACCAAGAGCAAAAUUGUUCGCUUCCGUAGGUUAGUCACAAUGAAAACAUUUGGAUUUCAUCACUUCCAGCUCAAGAAAAAUAGCAGGGUCAGGCAGCAAGGUCACUGGGCAGGUCACCAAACCUAUGUGCUGAUGGACUACACCUCGAGGCUUGUUCUACAGAAACCAACUCACCUCUCUCAUCCACUUUAGGCAUGGCAAAGGGUGGGUGUGAGGGGAGAGCAUCCUCCUUGUCAGCUUGCUCAUCUUCCUGCCAUCCUUCCCAGCUCCCUAUGGACAUUGCUAGGAACGACUGGCCAUGGCUCACUGAGCUCUGCAACACCAGGCUACCAAAAACCAACCACUCUGAUGAGACUGAGCAUUGAGAACGUUUUUCUCGAUGCUUAGAGGCACAACACACCUGAAGAAGGGUCUGAGUGCUGCAGCACCUCUGAAUCCAGAAACAGAGCAUUAUUGCACAAAGAAACACCCAAAGAAGUUGUAAAGAUGUCUGCGAACAGCUGUGUGCACCCCAUUGGGCACAGCCUUCUUGCUGUAUGGUUUUGCCACAGUGACACCCAAUGUAUAUAUUGAACCACCCCUUGCAGAGGGGCUCACAGGUGUCCUGUGACCCCCUCGCUGCUUUCUGCGGUGAGCAUUUCAGCAAACUGGUGUGAUGCACAGCUCCAGUGCAGAUUUUAGUGAGCAGGAGGAGAGCAGGGAGCCACGCACUGUCUGCUGUGGACUUUGGGAAAGAAUAGAAGCCAUUCCAGGGCUGAGCUCAUCUCUAACCCCGGGAAAUGACUUCAUGGACACUGGUAUUUACUCACAAAAACACCGCAUGUCAGAUGUCUCUGACUAGACUUUCUGUUUCAAGUCCAGUAUGAGACAAGAAUUUCCUUGGACGAGCGGCUCCGGAGACAAUUCAGGGCUUGGAGGAGGAAAAGAAGAACCAGAAGAAAAAUGUCUGCAUUUGAGAGUCUGAAGGGUGCAAAGAGCUAAGUGAAAGGAAAAAUCAAGAUGUGGGGCUGCAUUCUUCUCCGCUUUGUCCAGAAGAGAAGGCUGCUGCCAUGAGUGGGCUCACACCCAGCUCCUGUGUGCUUUCAGUGCUCUUUUCUGCCCCAGAAACAGUCUCUCCUCACGGAUGUCCAUGCCAGAAAACCGAUGCGGUGCAUGCUGGCGCUGGUCCCUGAUGGGGCCACGUUUGGUCACAACACCAACAGACAACAUCCUGAGCGCUGGCCACUUCUUGCCAUCCAUCAGCUCCACUCCCACAGCCGGCUCAUUAGGACUAAAAGCGGAUCGCUCGUUAAGCCAGCAGGGCAGGGGUGCCCACCUCCAGGUUUGCUGCAGGGAAUGUUUGCGUCGGCGUUGCCUUCUCCAGAUGCCAGGGGCUGCAUACAUCUCUGCUAAUAGCAGUGAGCUGCCGGCUGUGCAGACGCACGGAUGCUCAGCACUGGAGCUGCCUGACUUGCUGCGGGGACGGGCAGCAUUUCUCUUCGCUUCAGGGCAUGUGUGUGCCAGCUGCUUUAAUCGAAGCUGAACCACCCCACCACCCCACCACGGAGGGGGUCACCAACGCCUCGGCUGCUCACUGCCCGCAGCACUGGGUCGAGCCCCAGUUCACGCAGGCUGCAAAGGUGCGCGUGGCUGUCACGGCCAUCUUCUUCUUGCUGGCAGCGUGCAGCAAUACAGCAGUGCUGGGCAGCCUGCUGAGGAAGAGGAAGAAGUGCCACGUGCGGCCACUAAUUCUCAGCCUGGCGCUGGCCGACCUGCUGGUGACGGUGGCAGUGAUGCCCUUGGAUGCAGCAUGGAAUGUGACGGUGCAGUGGUACGGCGGAGACCUUUCCUGCAAGCUCCUCAACUUCCUCAAGCUCUUUGCCAUGUACGCAGCUGCCCUGGUGCUGGUGGUCAUCAGCCUGGACCGGCAUGCUGCCGUCCUCCAGCCCUUUGCUCGUGCCCGACGCCGCAAUGGGCUGCUGCUGCGUGCUGCAUGGCUGGGCAGUGUGCUGCUAGCAUCACCCCAGCUAUUUCUCUUCCACCUGGACACGGUCCCAGGAGGGAACUUCACACAGUGCGUUACUCACGGCAGCUUCCGAGCACACUGGGAAGAAACUGUCUACAACAUGUUCACCUUCACCACCCUCUAUAUCACCCCCCUGAGCAUCAUGAUUGUUUGCUACGUCCGAAUCAUUUGGGAGAUCAGUAAGCAGCUAAAGAUCAACAAAAGUCUGGUAAGAAGUCAAAAUGACCACAUCUCCAAGGCACGCAUGAAGACUCUCAAGAUGACCAUUGUGAUUGUUGCCACCUUCAUCAUCUGCUGGACCCCGUACUACCUCCUGGGCUUGUGGUACUGGUUCCAGCCAGCCAUGAUCCAGAGGAUGCCUGAGUACAUCAACCACAGCUUCUUUCUCUUCGGCUUGCUGCACACAUGCACCGACCCCAUCAUUUACGGGCUGUACACCCCCUCGUUUCGGGAGGAUGUACAGUCGUGUCUCAGGGGAAUUGAAGCAGCCAUUACCAGGCAUGAGAGACACAAACCCGUCUUAGUCUCAGAGAACACCACCAAAGAUGGGGCUGUCAAUGGCCAGGUGGCAUCGGGUGGCUCCAAUGGGACAACCAUUAACACGGUGUGCUGAAGAGAUGUACCAGAAGGAGACUAGCAGCAUCAGGGACUGCUUUGUCUGGAUGAUUUUGGAGACAAGUCCACUGACUGACUGUGGGGGGUGUGGGUCUAUAGCCAUAAACCAUGAACAUUUCUCCUGCCUGUACUGAGAGUGAAUCCUCAGGUAGGAGCUACUCUCUCACCCAGCACAAGGAAGAUGCAGCGGAGGGGCUGGGCCUCAUUUAUUAGAGACCAACAAGCCUGAGGUCUUGUCCAGUCUUCUCCUUGCUAUGGCAUCCAUAAAGGCAAUUUUGGGGUCAUUGCCUGACCCACCUCCCCUCAGGCUGCCCCUGUAGGGAGGGAGGAGAUGCUGUGGGGAUGGAGACAGACAAGAACGAUACAAAGAGCUGCGGUGGGCUGAGAUAGGAUUGAAAGGGACACAGUGGUGUCUCUCCUCAUGCAGGGGUGGUGUGGAUACAUCCUUAUGUAGCAACAAUCUGGGACACAGGGUUGACCAGGAGUGAGUAUUUGGGAUAACCAAAGGGUGAGAACAAGACUUGCUGCUGCCUAGCCCCUCCCAACUGCCAUCUUGCACAUGCUAACAGAAUUAACCCACCUUUUCUCCUCCCUGCUUUCCCCUUUAUCACGCACUCAUGUCUGCUUUGCCCUACCACCCUCACCUCACUGCUGACUCCAAUCAGAGUGCAUGCAGCCAGGUGCACUUGAUGACCCUGUGUGCAUCCUAAGGAGGACUGUGAUGGGAAACACCUGUGGGGGGAGGGCUCAUCAGCUGCUGUGGGUGCCAGCUGGGUGCUGAUGGCCUUUAAAUGCACAGCACAGAGCAGAGAAGCUGCUAGAAGAGGCAGGGUGGAAGAAGGAAGGAGUUGGCUGAGCUCUGGUGAGUAAAAUGGUUUAUUUUUAUUUUGUUUUUAUUUAUUUAUUGUCUUUUCAUUAACGUGCCAGAAGUUUAUGGAGGUCUUUGUCUUUAGGUGUAUGUUGAAGGUAUGAAUUUAUUCAGCUGUGUUGUUAUCUUCUAUGCAGUUAGGGGUGAUUGAUUACUUCUCAGUGAGAUGCUUGUUGUUGUUAAAUGUUUGUUUGUUUUUUUGUUUCUGAAGGCAACUUUAGUUGGAGCUAAGAGGAGUUCUUUAGUGGUGCUGGUUGCCUGUUUUUUGUUGUGUGAACUCCAUGGGCAACUGAGGUUCUGGAUUUGUCAGGAAACAGUUCUGAGUAUUUUUGUGACUACUGUAGCUUUGAAUGAGCACUUGAGUUUUAUCAGCAUGAGCAUAUUAAUAAGACUCUUGACUUGUGGCUGUAAAUGUGUGUGUGGGGAAGCUGAGAUCCUCCUGGAAAGCAAUUACUUUAUGAGAAGCCUGGAGUGAUGAAUUCCUGUUGGUAAGAAAGGACCUGGACUGGUCUGCCAGUGCCCAGCCCACAAAAACCAAGUGGGGUUUAAACAAAAGGAGUGGUAAGUGGUGCUGGCUGGGCAGCUGUGGUGCUUUGGGUGAUAGCAGGCUGGGGACAGCUGUUGAGUACUUGCCUUUCACUAUGUUAAGCAUUGUUGCAACUGCCCAAAGUGUGUGUGGGGGGGAAUCAAUCAGAGCUGUAAGAGCUCAGUCAGCCAACUGGGAUUAAUUUGAGCCCUUCAGAAAGCAUCUGAACUCCAGUGAGAUGUGUAAUUGCCUUUUGGCUUUUCUGGGCUUGCUCCACCAAAGGUUAAUUUUGCAAUGCUAGCAGAGUAGGGCUCAUGGUGCCAGGCUGUCUUGGUUUGACUGGUGCCAGUAGGAUUUCUUCAAGGGUGGUGGGAAUGGGUUCUGGUGAGGAAGGCAACUUGCUCAUCAGACCCUCCUUUAGCAACCCUAUCUGUAGCAGGGGCUUAGAACUAGAUGAACUUCAAGGUCCAUUCCAACUUAUGCUAUUCUACGUUCUAUUGGUCCUGCUGUAAGGCUGAAGAUCCCUAUGGGGAGAAAAAUGUGUUGGUUGUUUGAGCCUUGAAUUAGUGGUGAAGUGCCUUUAGUCUCUUAAACAUUCUUUAGUGAAUUUCUGCUGAGUGGGAGCAAAUGUAUCCAGACAUUUAAGGUCACUUGUCCACUCUUGCAUGGUGUUAGGAGAGCUUGUAGGCAUCUAAGAAGUGUGUUUCCUUUUGGGAGGGACUUGUUACCUUUAUGGCCUAUAGGUAUGGUGGGAGAGCAUAAAGUGUUCUGGCUUUGGGAUAUUUUUAAGGAAUUAUUUCCUAUGGGAGUGGUGAGGCAUUGGGAGAGGUUGUCCAGAGAAGCUGUGGCAGCCACAUCCAUGGAGGUGCUCGAGGCCAGGCUGGAUGAGGCUUCGAGCAGCCUGGUGUAGUAGAAAGUGUCCCUGCUCAUACUGGGGAGGUUAAACUAGAUGAUGUUAAAGCUCCAUUUCAACCCCAACCACUUGGUGAUGCUAUGAACUGUGGCACAAUAGGAAAACUCUUCUCCUUGGGAUGCUGGGGAGGACACAUCCCUCAGUCCUUGGGACGUGGUCCCCAAGAUGCUUGUGGGUGCUUUGUGCAUGCUGUGUGUUACUCCCUGCUGCUUCCUUUCUUCCCUUCUCUGGUGCUUAAAGGCUGACAUUUCAGCAAGCCCAGAGCAUGGGCAAGAUGCCCAAAGUGACAGCUUUCAUGAUAGAAGGGAAAUGUCACUGGGGGAGUGUGCUGCCAAGCAGUACCCUGCUCCUCCUCGCCCCGCGUGCUUCUGCUUUCUGCCCUGGUUGCCUGCCUGCACGGCCUCAGCUGUGGCACUGAGGGACAUGGCCCAGUGGGGAUGGUGGGGAUGGGCUGAUGUUGGACU